Exophiala bonariae is the source of this 1452-nucleotide messenger RNA. RefSeq lists its product as uncharacterized. NCBI's taxonomy places the organism in Eukaryota, Fungi, Ascomycota, Eurotiomycetes, Chaetothyriales, Herpotrichiellaceae. Bases 1 to 1452 code for a protein of 483 amino acids. Gene Ontology annotation, molecular function: catalytic activity. The record is from RefSeq and is a predicted model, not a curated record. The transcript has a single exon.
AUGGAAUCAGGAGCCCAAAUCAACUCUGAGCACAGCUUGCGACAUCUGUGGCAUCAUCUGAGUCUCCCCGAGGUGGCACUCGACUCAAUUCACUUACCCAAUGCCAACUCCAGACUACCAUCAUCAUUCAAGAUUGGAGUUUUGGCGCAAUCAUCAAUCGCACUCACAGCACUUCUCGCUGCUCUUGUUCAUUCGAUCCGCAACAAAUCCCAGGUAGUACCUCGCACGACCGUGUCAGGAGAACACGCGGUGGUGGAAUUUAAAUCCGAGCGACUCUACAUGAUCGACGGUGAGAUCGGUCGUCCGCCCUGGGGCGCGAUCGGAGGUCUGCACAAAAGUGCCGAUGGGCAUGUUCGGGUUCAUGAUGGCUUUCCCGUCCACCGUGAUGGCGCACGCGCUCUUCUAGGAUGUAGCGCUGAGGCAGACAGGGCAGAAGUGGGCGCGAAGAUCGCAGAGUGGAACUCUGUCGAGCUUGAAACUGCUGCGUUCGACGCCGGCAUAGUGAUAUCCGCAUUGAGGAGCUAUGCUCAAUGGGACAUCCUGCCACAGGCGAAAGCCGUUCAUGACUUUCCUAUCAUUGUUCGAAAGAUUGCUGAUGGGCCGGUCGGACUACACAAGCAUGUUGCUGGUGCAGGAGCAGAUAAAUGUCUACAAGGGCUGAGAGUGGUAGAGAUGAGUCGGGUGAUUGCAACGCCUGUUGCUGGAAAGACUUUGGCCGCGCACGGCGCGGAUGUUCUUUGGGUCACAAGUCCAACCCUGCCUGACCAGCCAGGACUUGAUCGAGAUCUCGGCCGAGGGAAAAGAACAAUAAGGCUGGAUAUUAAGGUUGAAGAAGAGAAGGAAAAACUUUUUGAGCUUGUGGAUUCGGCAGACGUGUUCCUGCAAGGAUUCAGGCCGGGAAGCCUGGCGUCUCGAGGAUUGUCCUCAGCAGAACUGGCUGCCAGAUGCCCUCAAGGGAUCAUCUGUGCUAACAUGUCCGCUUACGGUCCAGAGGGCCCGUGGAAAGAGAAGAGAGGGUUCGACUCACUGGUGCAAACAUGCUCUGGAAUGAAUGUUUCCGAGGCAGAACACCACGGUAAAGGCGAAGCUGCGCUGCCGAUGCCAUGCCAGGCUCUUGACCAUGCAGGGGGGUAUUUCUUAGCGGCGGGUAUCUUGACGGCACUUUAUCGUCAAGCCACGGAAGGCGGUUCGUAUCAAGUUGAUGUCAGUCUCGCGGGGGUCAUGAAGUAUCUCAGAAGUCUGGGGCAAUAUCCGGGUGACUCUGGCUUUCAGUGCAAAGACUUUGACACCCAAUAUGAUGUUCCUGAGAAUUGUCUGGAAGAGCGAGAGUCGGCUUUUGGUCUUUUGAAAUCUGUACGGCAUUCUGCAUCGAUCGAGGGAGUUUCAGUAGGUUGGGAUGUCAUGCCAAAGCCGUUAGGUUCGGACAAGGCUGAAUGGCUGUCUCACUCAUGA